UUGAGCAAAGUAAAGACAAUUCUUUUUGCUACUUCACAUCCCAAGUCAGAUGUUUUCUUUGAGAAUUUACAGAAUACUGAAAUGCUUGUUGUGCUCUCUGCUCCUUGGAAAGAAUUAUUUGUCCACGACCACCAAGGAAGUAGUAGAUGGGAAACACAUGAAGUUGAGACCCUCCCACGUGUAAAGGUUUUGCAGCUCACCGAAAUGCCGGAGCUGAUUCAUCUAGGAAUGGAAAACUCCCAACCAGGGGGCCCUGUUCUUCCAAACUUGGAAGUUCUAUGGCUGAUCAAUUGUGGCAGAUUAGAGAAUCUAGCUUCAACUUUGAUAUCCUUUCGGAAUCUAAUCUAUUUGGGCAUACGGAGUUGUCACGGACUGCAAUACUUAAUACCUUAUUCUGUGGCUAAGAAUUUGCAGCAACUCAUGGGGUUGGAAGUUGUGUCCUGUCAAAGAAUGGUAGAAAUAGUAGCGAGCAAGGAAGAUGAUCCAGAAAAUGAGAUUACUUUCAGUUGCUUGCAACGUUUGAAGCUUUCUGGUCUACCAAGUUUGCAAGGCUUUUGCAGGGGAAAUUGCAUUUUCAAAGUCCCAUCCUUAAAAACUUUGAUUGUCGAGGACUGCCAGCUGAUCCACUUAAAGAUUUCUUCUGAUGGGUUGCUCCAAAGUGAUCCAAGACCAGAAAGACUACAAAUAGCAGAGGAAACUGAUGAUGUACCGAUGCUAAGUGAUUCAGAGGAGAAUGAUCAUGAUCAAACUGAGCAGCUGAUGAUUGCAGAUUCAAAUGUAGAUGUUACAAUUGCAAGACUCUCUACCAAAAAGGAAUCCUCAUCUUUUGCCUAGCAUGUUAAAGUUUUCCGAUUGUGUGCAAUUGCGUGUUUGUUCGUUAUUUUCCUUUUCCUUUUGUUUUUCCUUUUCAAGGAAGAAAUAUUAGCCUGGAGAGAUGACUGGACUUACUCU
Molecule: messenger RNA, 951 nt
Organism: Malus domestica (apple)
Lineage: Eukaryota; Viridiplantae; Streptophyta; Magnoliopsida; Rosales; Rosaceae
Source: RefSeq, a predicted model, not a curated record